Molecule: messenger RNA, 4176 nt
Organism: Symbiodinium necroappetens
Lineage: Eukaryota; Dinophyceae; Suessiales; Symbiodiniaceae
Source: the annotation of a GenBank genome assembly
AUGGCCGCAGAUGACCCGCGAUUUUCUUUGCCUGGGGUGGAUGGAGCAAAGCGCAGCUUAGGACCUCCCUCCACGGCUCCGACGUAUUUGUCGGAGUCGGCUUCGAGCUCCCCGGCUCGACGCCGAUUGCUGGGAAGCGGCCGCUUCAAUGCCGAGGAGUUAAAAUGCUUCCAGCGCGUUCCGUCUCCGUCAUCGACAUAUCAGCAGAAAGCGGAGGUGUACUGGCAGAACAUGGGCCCCAUGAGGAAGGUCCACGGUGAUCUGGGUUACCACACGCUUCCGGCAAUGAGGGGCGAGUUCUAUCGCUACCGCGCCGCCUCGUCGCACCAGGAAGCCAAAGAGGAGACGACGAGGCAGGAGCCCGUCGCCGAGAAGCCGACGCUGCUACCGAGGGAGGAGAUGACGGCGAGCUUGCUAGAUGAGAUCUAUCCUCGGCGACCACCGUCCAGGGAGAAGGAAGAAGAUGCGAGAGGCAAGUCUCAGAAUCAGAAGCUGCGCAAGCAGACCGCAUCCAACUUGCCAGAGCAGACGGGCCACAUCUCUGGAGAGCGUGGCACACUUGCAAACGGUUUCGCGGCCAACAAAUCCUUGUCACAGGCUUCCCGACGGCUGAUCCAUUUUCGACAAAGGAUCCUUGAGAAGUUCUCGACCAUGAAGUCUGCCUUCGAAACGUUUGCACAGGAGCAUGGCCCUCACGGCACCACAAAAGAGCUUACAAAGAAGGAGUUCUCGCGGUUUCUCUUCCGUCACUUCAACGGCCUCCCGAAGGAGGAAGGCAGGGUAGAUGCAUGGUAUGAUGUGCUGCGGCGCGCUGGAUCGAGCACGCGGUGCCUCGGUGUUCUCCAGGCGCAGCGGGCGCAGCGGGCGCAGGAGGUCUUCAUCAUGGACAUGAAGGGGAAGGUCAUCAUCAGCAGAAACUAUCGAGGUGAAGUGCCAAUGAACAUCACCGAAAGGUUCCAGCAGCACGUGAUUGAUGCUGAGGACGCGACCAUAAAGCCAGUUUUCUGCGAGGAUGGCAUCAGUUUCGCCUGGAUCCAGUAUAACAACCUGUACUUGUUAGCUGUCACCCAGAGAAACUCCAACGCCACCUUGAUUGUGGCCUUUCUCUAUAGAUUGGCAGAGGUUCUCAGAGAUUACUUCAAUGAGCUCGAGGAGGAAAGCAUAAAGGACAACUUUGUGAUCACCUAUGAGCUUCUAGAUGAGAUGAUGGACAAUGGCUACCCUCAGACAACCGAGGUCAAAAUCCUAAGGGAGUACAUCAAAACCCAGUCACACCAGCUGUCUGUGGACCAGAUGCGACCGCCCACAGCAGUGACAAACGCCGUGUCUUGGCGGUCCGAGGGCAUCAAACACAAGAAAAACGAGAUUUUUUUGGAUGUUGUGGAGCGCCUCAACCUCUUAGUUUCAGCUAACGGCUCUGUGCUCCGUUCGGAGAUCUUGGGUGCACUUAAAAUGAAGUCAUACCUUUCCGGCAUGCCAGAGCUGAAGCUGGGUCUCAACGACAAGCUUCUCUUCGAGGCCACUGGACGACCUGUGGCCAAGGGAAAGUCCGUAGAGAUGGAGGACAUCAAGUUCCAUCAGUGUGUACGGCUCGCUCGAUUCGAGAACGACCGCACGAUUUCCUUCAUUCCGCCCGACGGAGAGUUCGAGCUGAUGAGUUACAGACUGAACACCCAUGUGAAACCCCUCAUAUGGGUCGAGGCAGUGGUGGAUCCCGGCCACUCACGGUCGAGGAUCGAGUAUAUGAUAAAAGCGAAGUCGCAAUUCAAAUCGCGUAGUGUUGCCAACAACGUGGAGAUCCACAUCCCGGUCCCGUCAGACGUCGACUCGCCGUCCUUCAAGACGUCGAUCGGCACCGUCAGAUAUAUCCCCGAUCAGGACUGCAUAGUCUGGAGCAUCAAGCAGUUCCAAGGUCAGAAGGACUUCAUUAUGACAGCCAAUUUCGGACUCCCCUCUGUCGGUGCAGAGAAUCGGGAUGCCUACAUGAAGGCACCAAUGUCUGUGAAGUUCGAGAUCCCGUACUUCACCGUUUCCGGAGUGACAGUCAGGUAUCUCAAAAUUAUCGAGAAGUCUGGCUAUCAGGCGCUCCCCUGGGUGCGCUACAUCACCCAGAAUGGGGAUUACCAGCUUCGUAUGGUCUGGCACCAAGUCGCCACGUUCGUCGCCUUGGUGCACCAUCGCUCUGCAGAGAUGGCCGGCUCAAUCCUCCUGGGCUCCUCUUGUCCAGAGCACUCUGGAAAUCUGGAAUGCGAACACGUUAAAAUCUUCGAGUUCCUGGACCACGACAAGAAUGGUGUUGUGUCGCUGGAGGAGUUUCAUACGGCCGUGGAGGCCGCUGCGCCGGUGAAAUCCCUCGAGGAUUUGCGUCGGAAGUGGAUCGCUCUCGGCUACACCUCCAUGAGACAGGCUUUGUUGGGCAUGGACCUGCAUAAGGAGCCUGGCAGAUCCUUUACCCUGGCAGAGUUUGGGGCGCACCUCGCCCGAGUAGGAAUUGAAGAGGAGAUAGAGCAUCAGAACAUCUUCGGGGCAAUCCGAGACCCUCACAGCUCACACCAGACUGUAACGCUGGAAAUGCUGGCGGCAGCAAUGAGUGCCAUUUCGCCUUCCUUGCUGUUGGAGGACCUACGCGACAAGAUCCUCAAGAAGUUUGGGACGCUCUCCAACUGUUUCGCAGCGCUUGACAUGGAUCAGGGCGAGUCUUUGGACAUCGGGGAAUUCAUCCGCUAUGCCGUUCCUGCAUGGAAGUUGACGGCUCACGAGGCAGGCAAGGCUUUCCGGCUGAUCGACGUCGACGGCAGCCUCCAAAUAAGUAAAGACGAGUUCGUCACCGCACUAACGCUUUCAGAGCCAAACCUCUAUCUGGAUGAGAUUCGUCGCAAAGUUCGCCAGCGUUUCCGGAGUAUGCGAGGGCUGCUUAACGAGGGCAACGAGGACGACAUCGAAGUUGAUGAGGAUUUGAAGCCGCCUCCACCUCCACCGGCUGUGGAGAUCGCACCCUCCAGGAAAGGGUCUCUCUAUCAGAGGCAUUCCAUCGUGGUCCAGGACUCCCCCCGCAGCGACGGCAAUGGCGGGAUGACAGCAGAAGAAUCCCGGCGGGCUUCCUGGAUCGCGAAGCAUUCGGGUCUCGGUGCCGAGAAGGCGCAAGACCUUCUCAAGGACCUGGUCGGACCUGCCUCUGAAAGCGAAGAUGAUGGCCGCACGCCCGAGGAGUAUCAAGAAAUGCUCGGACAGGUGCAGCUAUCCGAGCAAGACACGAAAGCACUCUUUAACCUCAUGGACGUGAACCGGGACGGCAAGCUGACAACGACGGAGUUCGAGCACGGCGUGCGGCUCUUCGCCCCCUCCACUGCGCUGGAGGACCUCCGCCUGGCCUGCAUCUCGAACUACGGAGGCAUCCCCGAGGCCUUCGCAUCCCUCCGCCCGGAACAGCGGGAGGCCAGUUUGGAGUAUCACCAGCUCAAGAAGAUACUGGAGGAUAUUCGAAUAUGGGAUGAGGGCACCGGUGAUCUGCGAUUGAUCAUGGACAUCGUGGAGUGCACCAGAGACGGUGGGACCAGCAUCGGUGAACUUAUGGCAGCCCUCCAAGCUGGGCAGUCCGGAACACAGGUUCGGCUCCCGGCGGAGCAGCGUGAUGCUAAAGUGCGGCAGCAGGUGAAGUGGCAGAUGGCACCUUUCCGUCGAUGUGCUUCUGAUCUGCGCGCCCAUGUUCGGGAGAAGCUGAAUGCCCACGAGUUGGAGCAGAUGUGGAAUCCCAGGUCUCAGGAAUCGCAUGCAGCGGACAAGAGCAAAAGUGCAGCGUUGCGUGCAGAAACUCAGACCGCCAUCCACAAGUGGAAGAGGGAUAAGAGUCUGCCCGCCUUGCGGCGCAUCGAUCAUGAGGGUCAAGACCCUUCCUGGGCCGGGUUGUCCAUAGCUGCCGAGGAGGAGCUUUCGAGCAACACCAUUCCGUGGGGCCCCAUGCGCACGAGCUUCUCCAAGGUUUCGGGGUUUCUGAAGACUUUGGACACCAAGGAGCUCAGGCCCAUCAUCAAUUCCAUGCACCACUACUACGCCACUGCAGGAGAGACGGUGACGAGCCGUGAGGCUUUUCUGAACAAGCAGCAAAGCAGGUACGAGCAGUUCAAGAGCUGUACACACCAUUACAAGCUCCUGACGCGACAGCCUGGAGGAACCUGA